Emys orbicularis (European pond turtle) is the source of this 4193-nucleotide messenger RNA. RefSeq names its product MAPK activated protein kinase 5 (gene MAPKAPK5). The transcript has 14 exons. Gene Ontology annotation, cellular component: nucleus; cytoplasm. Gene Ontology annotation, biological process: Ras protein signal transduction; negative regulation of TOR signaling; peptidyl-serine phosphorylation. Bases 570 to 1985 code for a protein of 471 amino acids. NCBI's taxonomy places the organism in Eukaryota, Metazoa, Chordata, Testudines, Emydidae. Gene Ontology annotation, molecular function: mitogen-activated protein kinase binding; calcium/calmodulin-dependent protein kinase activity; calcium-dependent protein serine/threonine kinase activity. The record is from RefSeq and is a predicted model, not a curated record.
CCGCGGAGGUGGCUUCUAAAAUCCUCCCAGUGGCGUGGGGAGUUAGCGGCGGGUGCGGGCCCCCGAGCUGCGUUAAAGUGGGUACCGCACCGGGUGACUCCGUGCGUUGCGCAGCCUGGCGGGGCUGUCCCGCACCAGGACCCCGGCAAUGUCUGGCUCCCAGGCAGCGCUGGCCGUAGCGGAGUGUCGGCUGCGGCGCUUACCGGGUUAAGCGCCAGCCUCCGGGGCCUCCUGUGCCCGCUCAGAGACGCCUCCCGGCCCCUCCCAGCGCCCCCGACCCGGCCGCGCGGGGAUGAGGCGGCGCAGCGGCACAAAGGCUCCUCGGGGGCUGCCCGUUGCCUAGUGCGGGCGCGGCCCGGCUCCCCCUCCCCUCAUCCAGCUGCCCGGCGUCCCUCUGGCUCCCCCGUCACCGGCUCCCCCCCCUUCCCGUGUCCUCCAAGCUCCCGCACCACGCAGCGGUCCCGGGUCCCUGCCCUGCUCCCACGGCCUCCUUUCCUCUCUCCCUGGGAACCGGCAGGCGGGAUCCCCCGCCUCCCCUCCCCGCUCAGCUCGGGGCCCCGUGGGGGAGGAUGUCGGAGGAUCACGAAAUGGAUAAAAUGAUUAAGGAAACCUCCAUUUUAGAGGAGUACAGCAUUAACUGGACUCAGAAGCUGGGAGCUGGAAUCAGUGGUCCAGUUAGAGUCUGCAUGAAAAAAUCUACUCAAGAACGGUUUGCACUGAAAAUUCUUCUUGAUCGUCCAAAAGCUAGAAAUGAGGUACGUCUGCACAUGAUGUGUGCAACACAUCCAAAUAUUGUUCAAAUAAUUGAAGUUUAUGCUAACAGUGUGCAGUUCCCUCAUGAAUCCAGUCCAAGGGCUCGGCUUCUAAUUGUAAUGGAGAUGAUGGAAGGGGGAGAGCUAUUUCACAGAAUCAGCCAGCACCGGCACUUUACUGAGAAGCAAGCAAGCCAAGUAACAAAGCAGGCAACUUUGGCUUUGCAGCACUGUCACACAUUAAACAUUGCACACAGAGACCUCAAGCCUGAGAAUCUCCUCUUCAAGGAUAACUCUUUGGACGCUCCAGUUAAGUUGUGCGACUUUGGAUUUGCCAAGAUAGACCAAGGUGACUUGAUGACACCCCAGUUCACUCCAUACUAUGUAGCACCUCAGGUACUGGAGGCACAAAGACGACAUCAGAAAGAGAAAUCUGGUAUUAUCCCUACCUCACCAACACCCUACACUUACAACAAGAGCUGUGACUUGUGGUCCCUGGGUGUCAUUAUUUAUGUGAUGCUGUGCGGAUACCCUCCUUUUUACUCCAAACACCACAGUCGGACAAUUCCAAAGGACAUGCGGAAAAAGAUCAUGACAGGAAGUUUUGAAUUUCCAGAGGAAGAAUGGAGCCAGAUCUCAGAAAUGGCAAAAGACAUUGUGAGAAAGCUGCUGAAGGUAAAGCCCGAGGAACGGCUGACUAUAGAAGGAGUCCUGGACCAUCCCUGGCUAAACUCCACUGAAGCUCUCGAUAACAUUUUGCCCUCUUCCCAAAUGAUGAUGGACAAGGCAAUGGUUGCUGGGAUACAACAGGCUCACGCAGAACAGCUUGCUAACAUGAGAAUCCAAGACCUCAAAGUCAGCCUCAAACCCCUCCACUCUGUCAACAAUCCAAUUCUACGCAAGAGAAAAUUGCUAGGCACUAAACCGAAGGAUGGUGUCUAUAUCCACGAUCCUGAGAAUGGAAGCGACGAUUCCAAUGUGGCUCUGGAAAAACUCAGAGAUGUCAUUGCACAGUGUAUUCUACCACAGGCUGGAGAGAAUGAAGAUGAGAAACUGAAUGAAGUGAUGCAGGAAGCAUGGAAAUAUAAUAGGGAGUGUAAGUUAUUGCGAGACACUCUACAGAGCUUCAGCUGGAAUGGCAGAGGAUUCACAGAUAAGGUGGACCGGCUAAAGCUGGCAGAAAUAGUGAAACAAGUUAUUGAAGAGCAGACAAACUCCCAUGAUUCACAAUAGCUAGAGCUUCUUACUAUUUUUUUUUUUUUUUUUUUUUUACCAUUUGAAAGCUAUUCUUUAACUGUAAAAUAUUUUUUAUGUAAAUUAAUAAAUCAUAAUUAUUUCAUUAAAUUUCCACACUGCUUGAAAAUCCUGUAUAGUUGUAGAUACAAAAAUCAUUGGUACUGUAAUAUUUUUUUAAAAACUCAGUUCCUCAAGGUAUAUAUGAUCACUCAUGUACUGUUAAUUCAUGAGUCCCUUGAAUGGGACAAAUUAUAUUGUUAAAGACCGUUUGUUUUCUUAAUAACCAGAUGCAGAAGCAGCCUUCCGUCUGCUAUACAGACAGCUGAGACAACUACAGUUUUAGCAUUUUGCUCAGUAAAUAUUUGAAGCAAGUGCCAUGGAACAAACUUCAUAGGCAUCCUUUUUACCUAAAAUCUGCAGCCUUGUAGUGACAGCAGAAUAACUUUCUCCUCUGCCAGCUAACCCAAGAGCCACUCUUAGCAUUGCUAAGGAGACACGUACUCAAGUCCAUACUCUUGCUAUAAUUUUCAGUUCUGAUUGGUAAUUCUGUACCUCUCUUCUCCAGCUCCACAUCUUGCUCCUGGCUUCACCAGGACUUGAGUGGGUAAUUCAGCAUCAGAUGCCUGGUCUUCAUUUUAAAAUAGUAGGGGAGAACUUCAGUAACUUGUGCUUAUUGUUUUUAUUUUAAUAGUGAUCUCUCCCUCAGGCAGCAACAUGUGGGUGGAUUUAUUUGCCUUUUCCCCAGAUGAAUAGUUGAGCCUGAGUUUUGUUUUUUUUCCACCACUCCACCAUUUUCCUUCUGGAAUAUAUAACCCUGUAGAAGCACAGAAUCAAGCUUGUCCUCCUGGCUGGAAGGGAUCAUCCUGUGUAUAAUCACAGUGCUGCUGUGCGAGAUGGCUAGUGGUCAUCCAUCUAUGUCCCUCAUUGGAGUCCAAGCACAUCCGCUCUGUGAUUUUCUUGAGCUUCAUCUGCCUGGGGAGAGAUUGACCCAGAGCUGCCCCCGACUCAGGUCCCUAUGCUGCAGCAUACUGUGAAGGCCACCAAGGGCAAAUCCUUACACUAGUCUGAAACUUUGGCUCCAAAAAAAAAAAAAUCUGCUUUUUUAUAAUUUAAAAAAUAAAUAAAUCUGUAAAUAUUUCUAGUUUUCUAUUUUCUGAUACUUUCCUUUCUUUUGAGACUCGUUGAAGGCUUUUUAUAGAGAUAUUUUGGUACCAUACCUGUGCAGACAGAGAAAGUAUGGUCUGCAGCCUGAAGUGCCAAUUCAGGGCUAUUAGGAGUAAUUACUCUUGAACUUUGUUACAUUUCAUAGCUCAUUACUCUUGGGUUUACAUUUAACAACCUGAGCCAUAAAUCUCCCAGUGUACUCAGUAUGGCAGUUGGGCCACAUUCUGUCUUUUUCUAAAUCAGACUUCCUCUUACCUGUUUGCUUUGGCUGGCAAAGGUGCAUCUGAUUCUUUUUGUAGGAUUUUGUAAACAAUGACUUGGUUUUUCCUACAUAAAGGAGAUGUUUCAGUUUGUCUGUGUGUCGGCUGUUUUGAUCCCUUCCAGCAGUACCCCCACUGCUUAAAGCUUUAAACUGCCUGAUUAUUGCAAUUUUAGGACACAGUCCUUACUUAGCUAGCACCUUUCCUGACUACAAUGGGAGAUUUUUGCCUACUAAGAAUAGCAUCCUUAAACACUACAUGGAAUACUUGUGCACUGAUACAUACUAAUGAGAAAGGUAGUGAACUAGCAGGCAAUGAAUAAUGGUUUUAUAUUUCCUUGCUGGAAACCUAAUUUUUUGGUAAAGUGAACUUGAUCUCUGGCUAGUUCUGGUUAGUAACAGUCCUGCCCCAUAAAAGUAUACGAGAUGGGAAUAACUUCCAAGGCUGUGGUCCAUAGGACAAAUGGAACAUGGAUACUUUAACUGUCGUCCUCCAUAAAAGAGAUGCCCUCUCCAAAUUAAGGCAUAGGUACAAUAUGUUAGCAGAAAUGAGCAUUCUUCACUUCUCCGUAGUAGCAGCUGCAAGGCGUCAGGAUGGUACACCUUUCCUUUGCACUAAUCUCUCGCUCAUGUCAACAUCCAUAAAGUCUUUAAAUAUUUGAGAUUGUUUUAAACUUUCACUCAACGUCUGUUUUUCCUGGGACAUCUUAAUUGUCAACUUUUAAGCAUGGUGUAUGGAGAAUUAAACAAGGCAGUCACAUCAUUUUAAUAGGGAUUGUGUA